AUGUCCGUUGGUGGCCCUUGUCUUUGGGUGCCGUCUUUGUCCUCGCCAGUCGCCUCGCAUCUGUCUGCUGUCACAUCCCACCUAUCCGCAGCAGCUCGUCACGGAGAACGGGUUUCUUCGACGCCACGGAUAGCCUCUCCGCUGUUAAUGCUACCUAGGGAUCGGCAGAUUACUUCUCAAAGUGCGUCGUCGUCAGCUGAAAUGCAACGGACUGGUGUUAUGGCUGGAAAUGCCUUGCCCACUCCGGUGUCAAAUCCAGGGAACACGGCGGCGUCUGGAUCGUAUCGUGAGGGAGAAAUCCCAUCGCGAGAAGCACUCAACCAAAGAAUGGGAGGUGGAAGAGAAGACAUGUUGCCCCGAAUGAAGCUGGAAAUUCCUGGUGGAGGUAGUACAAACUAUGCGAUGUCGCAGCCACAAGUUGAAUUCGGUCGCUCUGGCGAGUCGUCGAAUGUCUCUCAGUCGGCCCUCGAAGCAAAUGACGGCCACGAUAAGGAGUCGACGAUUAGCCCUUCUGAUGAGAAGGGUGAGAUGAUUGGAGAUGAUGAAAGUAACCGAUCGCCGUCGUUGGAGAAGAAAAAGAUGAAGAGAUUUCGGCUUACGCACAAUCAAACUCGAUUUUUGAUGAGCGAGUUUACUCGUCAAGCGCAUCCGGACGCUGCUCAUCGAGAGCGUUUGUCGAGGGAGAUUCCUGGCUUGACGCCACGCCAAGUUCAAGUGUGGUUUCAGAACAGGCGAGCGAAGCUCAAGCGUUUGACUACAAAUGACCGUGAAAGAAUGCUAAAAUCGCGUGCCCUGCCGGACGACUUCGAUACGACGAAAGUCUUGCGUACGCCGUUUGAAAGUAAAUCUACAGGCCCAACGCCCAUGGCAUCGCCACAUGAUUACGGGGCCCCGAACCCGGAUUUUGCGUCUCUCAGGGCGCUUCGCACCGAUUGCUUCCAGCGGCCAAAUGAAGACGACUACCUCGUCUCGCCCCUCAGCUCUGCGUCGACCGCAGGAACAUACAUGUCUUCUGCUGGACGGAGUGACGGGCUACCCAGCUCGGGGAUGAUGUUCGGUCGACCCGCAGCAUCUGCAUCCAUGUCCGAUCUGCAUAGAACGAUUCGAAACGACUAUUCAAUUACCCGGUCUAGCAGCUUGUCAGAUGCGUCUUCUCACCCUCCCUCCUUCCAUCAUAGCAUGCAAAUGCAUAAUCGUUUCGCCCCAUCCUCAAAUCCUUGUGGCCUGCCUUACAUGCGGCAACCACACUUGGACUAUGGGGUUCCUCGUCAUCCGGGUGGAAUGGUAGCACCAUACGAUCAACAGCAGCCAUUCGAGGGCUCCGUAUCCCCAACCGAUUCCCAUGGAGCGCCAAUGACAUAUGAAAUGAAUAUCAGUUGGUUCCCUCGACUUGCCUCGCACCUGCGCAAACCCCUUCUAACCAAGUAUCGAAAAUAG
Molecule: messenger RNA, 1437 nt
Organism: Penicillium subrubescens
Lineage: Eukaryota; Fungi; Ascomycota; Eurotiomycetes; Eurotiales; Aspergillaceae
Product: homeobox domain-containing protein
Exons: 3
Coding region: 1-1437 (478 amino acids)
Biological process (GO): regulation of transcription by RNA polymerase II
Molecular function (GO): RNA polymerase II transcription regulatory region sequence-specific DNA binding; DNA-binding transcription factor activity, RNA polymerase II-specific
Source: RefSeq, a predicted model, not a curated record